AUUGGAAUUAUCUGAACUAUAUUAUUUGUGUUCGUAUAGUAUCGUAGAUAUUCAGUAUCGAUCCAAUUUGAGAAUCAUCUGAUCGGAACCUCCUAAAACCCUAGAAUUUCUUCGAAUAUCAUCUCCACAAAAAAAAAAUCAUGAGUGAACCAGGGAAGGAUUACUAUCAAGAUCAGCAACAACCCCCUUAUGAAUAUGGAACUUUCCAAGGCGUUCAAAACUAUCCUCCUCCGCCGCCUGUCAUCGGUUUUCCGCAGCCAAUUCCACCUCCCGGCGUCUCCGGUGGUCCUUCUGUCAACCACUACGUCCAUGGUUACCAGGCCUUUCCAGGUUAUGCAGUUGCUGAGGGAAGACCUGUAAGGCAGAGGCGCCUUCCAUGCUGUGGUAUUGGCAUAGCGUGGUUAUUGUUCAUUAUUGGUUUCUUCAUGGCUGCAAUCCCCUGGUAUAUUGGAGCAUUCAUUCUAAUGUGUGCCAGAUAUGAUCAUCGUGAGAAACCUGGAUAUAUUGCAUGCUUAAUUGCUGCUAUUAUUGUGACAAUUGGUGUGAUUUUUGGUGUAACAAGUGAUGAUUAUGACUGGGACUGGUGAUCUAUUUGAAGCAGUAAAGUCAGCUGUACAGACUUAAUUAAAAGGAUUGAUGCAUAUAUAUGUGAAAUCAAUUCAAAUUUCCUUCUCGUGAUUCUUAGGAUAUGAAAAAGCAUUAAUGUCAUGAAAUUGUGGUUCACUUGUCUUUUUUAGGUUAUUGGUGUAUGUUAUUUGUUAUUAAUGUAUGGUGGUCGCCGUUUCUAGAACCUUUGUUUUAAUGCUAAGUUCGACC
This is a messenger RNA of Lactuca virosa, 816 nucleotides long. The record is from the annotation of a GenBank genome assembly. NCBI's taxonomy places the organism in Eukaryota, Viridiplantae, Streptophyta, Magnoliopsida, Asterales, Asteraceae.